CAGUUAUUAACAACAACACGCUUGUUUGGACACAGACCUGUUGUAGCAGAGAAGAGUGUAUUUGUCGACGAUUUUAGUUCAUAUUGAAUUAUGGCAGAGAAUACGGAUAAUAAGCCUGAAACAAAAGCAAAUGAACAGGAUACCAAAGAUGUUAACGGUCACCGAGACGUGAUCAACCAUUGGAUGACAUCAUAUGCUACCAUGGCAACCGAACAACCUAAAGGGGAGAACCUGGAAGAUCUGUUGUCAACGCUUCAGAAACAGAUCAAGGGAUCUGAUUGGUUGAAAGAAAACACUGCAGAGAAGUGGGCUACUGAAAAUAAGGAUUUAGCAGAAGAAUUCAUGAAAGCUAGGGAAAACAAGGAGAAGAAGGAAGACUCUUGACGAAAAAUGAAAUUUUCUGGAAAAGACAGUAUGGAAGUUAGUACUGAGGACUCUUGGAAGCCAGGCUCAGGUUCAUGGUUGUGUUGAUAAGCCAGUACACAUAGGUUACCACAGUGAUGUUAUCACUGAUAUUUCUCCUCAUUGCCAUGCAUGUCAGAAGAAAUAGUCCAUGAGGCAGUUGACCUAAUCUUGAAUGGUACCAAAAUGUUUUGGAAUAUUAUUAAAAUUAAUCACAUAGUGAUGAUGAACAAAACGAUAUACUAGUAUGCUAUAAUACUUGUGCAGACUUGAUGCAUGAUGCAACUGAAUGUAAAAUGAUGGUAUAGUAUAGACUUUUGUACCUGUGUCAUGCAAUCUAAUGAACGCUGACGACUGGGUGAACACCGAGCCUUGAUGAGGAAGACAUGGUCGAGGGGAGAUAAUUAACACAUUGGUUUCAGAUUACCUCCCUUUGACCAACCCAAACGGGUACAUGCAAGAAGAAUUUCACGGGGUUUUUUUUAUGGCUGUGGCAAGUUUUCAUGAGUAACAAACUACAGAUGCAACAAUUCAAUUGUUUCUUGGCAGUUAUUUUAAACGUGUUUUACUGAAUUUUAAUUCAUUUUGCAUAUUUUUUGUAUAAUAUAUAGAGACAGAAUGAAACUAAUGUUUUGGGGGUUGAUUCAAGAAUAAUUAACAAAAAUGUAAGUUCACAAAAUUAUAAUGUGGAAUAAAGAAUAUAUUUAUUAA
Messenger RNA from Haliotis rubra (blacklip abalone), 1113 nucleotides. RefSeq lists its product as uncharacterized. The record is from RefSeq and is a predicted model, not a curated record. Bases 91 to 384 code for a protein of 97 amino acids. NCBI's taxonomy places the organism in Eukaryota, Metazoa, Mollusca, Gastropoda, Lepetellida, Haliotidae. The transcript is spliced from 4 exons.